Phaedon cochleariae (mustard beetle) is the source of this 3603-nucleotide messenger RNA. Lineage: Eukaryota; Metazoa; Arthropoda; Insecta; Coleoptera; Chrysomelidae. The record is from the annotation of a GenBank genome assembly.
ACAUUCAAACAGAAGAUAAAACCUGCGGGCUCUCUGGUGUCGCAUGGGAAAUAACACCAACCGGAUCGCAUUUUUUUUCCUCCAUUUUAUCCACUCUCACGUUGUGAAUUGUGCAAGUUGCAAGAGCUGAUCUUGAGCUGGGCAUGGCCUACUGAGACGAGACGUUGUGUGGGUGAACCUGUUCCUUGCUUCAAUUCAAUAAGAAAAAAAGUCAGUCGAUGUGCGUUUGUUUACGUGAAUCACAUGGAUUCGAGUUAGCCGAGAUAGUGCUCUCUCUCGUGCUUCAUUUGUUUCGUCAUUGAAGGCGCUGAUUAGUCGGUGAUAAUCUCUGAUCUGGCGCGGUUUUUUUUUUCUAGUGAUGAAAAAACGCCGGGACGUGUGAUUUGUUGUUUUUUGGUGCCUGGAAAUCAGUGAAAAUGGUUGGGAAGGUGGAUUAUUCUAGUGUACCCACCACCGUCGACCUAGAAAACAACACCAACCAAAAAAAGUACACCAUCAACCAACCCAACCACAAGGGCCUAGUGAUAUCCAGACCCCUUUGCGCCCUAAUGGCCGUGGGAGCUCUCCUCAUGGCUCUUCUAGCAGGCUUGGUGGUUUUCUUCCUGGUACCAAGGUACUGCGAUGGACAGACAGCCCCAGAAGCCAUCACCGAACCCAGGACCCCUAAGAACCUCGCCAUCAAUGGUGUGGUGGAUGGUGAGGUAGACGAAAGACUGCCUAGAAGCCUGGAGCCGACGCUGUACAGUAUUCGAAUUCGUCCAGAUUUCCAAAACUCCUCCACUUCUGGCACAAUAACAAUGGCGUUGCACGUAUUAGAAGAAACAGACGAAAUAAUAUUCCACGUCCGCAGCAUAACAAUAUCACCACAAUCAGUCGUCGUAAAAUCGAAAGAGCCAAAUUCUAGUCCAAUACCUGUCAAAGGACAGGAUUACUUGAAGGGUGAUCGGUAUCGCAUAAAGUUGGAAUCAAAAAUGGAGAAAAAGAAACUCUACGACCUCGAUCUGGAGUUUGAGGGGGAGUUGAACGGACAUUUACAAGGAUUCUACAAGAGUCGAUAUCACGAUCAAGCAGGCCACGAAAGGGUGAUUGCCAGUACCCAAUUUUCUCCGACAGAUGCCAGAAGAGCCUUUCCCUGUUUUGACGAGCCUUCAUUCAAGGCUAACUUCGCCAUUAGCCUAGCGAGGCCACGUGAUAUGACCACCUUAGCAAAUAUGCCGUUAGCAAAUUCUAGUAAAUUAGGAAAUAAUUCUGAUUGGUUCUGGGACAGUUACCCUCCAACCCCCAAAAUAUCCACUUAUUUGGUGGCUUUCAUGGUGUCAGAUUUGAAACCUGGUUCGUCUUCGGACGCAUCCAUAAAAGUUUGGUCCAGGCAAAGUCUCCUCUCUCAGACUUCUUAUGCUGCCCAACUCGCCCCCAAAAUCCUUCGCUACUUCGAAAGCUACUUUGAUAUUAAGUUUCCUUUGCCCAAAAUAGAUGUCGUGGCUGUGCCUGAGUUUGGUUUCAGCGCCAUGGAGAAUUGGGGACUGAUCACGUUCAGGGAAAGUAGUCUUCUUUUCGAUCCGAUAGAAUCGACCAAUGACGACAAACGAACAAUAGCGACCGUUUUGUCACACGAAAUCGCCCGUCAGUGGUUCGGCAAUUUGGUCACGCCCAAAUGGUGGGACGACUUGUGGUUGAAAGAAGGUUUCGCCACCUACAUGGAAUAUAAAGGGGUUGAUUAUGCCCAACCCACGUGGAGAAUCGAAGACGAAUUUCUACCGUGCGAAACCGAAAGAGCUAUGGCAGCUGACGCUCUAGCUUCGUCCAGGCCGAUUUCGUUCGAAGUGAAAAAUAGCCGUCAAAUCAGACAAACUUUUGACGACAUUUCAUAUGCGAAAGGGGCAUCUAUAAUAAGGAUGAUGAACCACUUUUUGGGCGAGGAAACGUUCAAGAAAGGGCUGAUAAAUUUCCUGAGAAAAUUCAAUAACAGCAACGCGGACAGAAACGAUUUGUUCGCAUCAUUGACCGAGGAAGCUCACAAAUCUGAAAUAUUGUUGAAAAACGAGACAGUCAAAGAUAUUAUGACAACGUGGACGGAAAGAGCAGGAUUUCCGGUGGUCCACUGCAUGGCGGAUUACGAAAAAAAUAAGCUGCAUAUAUUUCAGAGGCGCUUUUAUUUGACAGACAAAGAGGAGAAAUCUACAUGGUGGAUUCCGUUGUCUUUCACGGCAUUUUCGCCGAACGGAACGAAUUUUUCGAAUACCAAACCGCAAUUUUGGCUGAGAGGCGAAUACGAGAUCGAAGAGAGUGUCGAUUUGACGGAAUGGUAUCUCUUGAAUAUUGACAAAACAGGUUACUUCAUCGUCAACUAUGACGAGAAAAACUGGCUGAGCCUGGUCGAUCACGUGAUGGAUUUGCCGCCCUCCGUUAGGGCGCAGCUGAUCGCCGAUUCGACCGAAUUGGCGCGCGCCAAUCUGCUCAGCUAUCACGUGCCUUUGAAGCUGAUCGCCAAGAUGGCGGUGCUCGACGAGGGCAUCAUGUUCGUGCCGACGUGGGUGGCUUUGGAAAAGUUGAAGUUUCUAAGUGAUAUUUUGUCCGCCACGCCCGCUUUCGGCCUAUUCGAGGAGUACCAUCGAGCCAUUUUCAAGACCACCUACGAGAGGGUGACCUUCGAGGACCCGGUGGACGAUUACAUAACGAGGCGCAUCCGGUCGACCGUGCUGGAAUGGUCGUGUCGCAGCCCGGAUUCGAGGUGCGCCCACGAGUCCCGGACCCGUUUCAGGCAGUGGAUGAUCACGGGCGCCAAAAUAGCGCCAAAUCUUCGGGAGAUCGUUUAUUGUACGGCGAUCAGAGAGGGCGGUGAAAUCGAGUGGGAUUUCGCUUACAGGAAAUACUUGGAGGUGGAAACGCCGUCUGAGAAAAAUAUGCUUUUGGAUGCGUUGGGCUGCACCAGAUUGCGGUGGCUGUUAUCCAGAUAUUUGGGAAAAUUAACGAACGACACUAGUAUUCGUAUACAAGACGCCGAUAGAGUAUUCGAAUCUGUGGCAAGAAACAAAAUCGGCACGAAUAUCGCUUUUGACUUUCUGAGAAAGAAUUGGAACGAACUACUCAGCCACUAUGGUGAUGGAUUCAAUAUUGUGGCGAAAAUGAUCAAAUCUUUGGCAGCACAAAUGAGCACCGAAUUCCAACUGUCAGAGUUGAAGAGGUUUAGAGAUAACAUUAAGGAGAACAUCAGUACAACUUCCAGUGCUUUCGAUAAUGCCAUUGAAACUGUCAAAGCCAACGUGGAAUGGAUGGAGAAAAACUACCACCAGGUGGAGCAGUGGUUGCAAAAAUACAAGGAUCACUUCGAUUACAUCCAAUGAAGAGGUUCUAUUUUUAAAUCUACUUAUUUUUUUAUCAUUGUGAUCUAUAGCAGUAUAUGCAAUUGAAAAUUGCUUAGUUUUAAGUUGUAGCAGCCAUAAAUUAGAAGAUUCAGAACAGGGAGUUCAGGGUAAGUUAAUUCCCCAGUACUGAAACAUUGUAAUCCCCUGUUCAGAAAACUGAAAUUCAAAUAUUAAUAUUAGGAUAAUUCGAACGUAUUUAUUUGCUUAUGGAAUUGUAAAUAAAAAUAUAGUAUUUUCA